Clonostachys rhizophaga is the source of this 603-nucleotide messenger RNA. Lineage: Eukaryota; Fungi; Ascomycota; Sordariomycetes; Hypocreales; Bionectriaceae. The record is from the annotation of a GenBank genome assembly.
AUGUCUGCAGAAACAUAUGACGUUGUCAUCGUUGGGGGCGGCGUCUCGGGUCUGGUUUUGGCUAAUCGUCUCUCCGAGGACUCCAAUCUUCAGAUUGUUGUUCUGGAGUGCGGUCAAGACCGUAGCGGGGACGCAAAUACAUUGACCCCCGGCGCUUGGCCGUUGCUGACCAACUCUCCGUCCGACUGGACGUUUCAAACGGUUCCGCAAAAACACAUCACGAGGCAGAUCACGGUCCCCCAAGGAAAGGCUCUCGGGGGAUCUAGUGCUAUCAACAGAUUCCUUUUCACGUCCACCUCCAAGGCGACCGUCGACGGCUGGGAGAAGCUUGGCAACUCGGGCUGGAACUAUGCCACGUACGAGAAGACCUUACAGAAAUCAUUUACCCUGCAUAAGCCAGGCGGUGUGACAGAGGGCAAUGGUCUGCUUCAACUCACUCUCCGUGCCGCCGAGAGCCCUUUGGAGAAGGCUUGGAUCGAAGGCCUAACGUCGUUAGGAUUUCCUGUAACAGACCCUCUCUCUGACCGCCUCGGUGGGCCAAGUCACCAGCAGUCCCACCAGCAUAUCUUGCCGCGCAAAAGGAGUUUGUGUACUCUAUCUUGA